AGGAGUUAACAGAUACAGCGAGGCGGCGCCUCUAGCGUUACUGUUAGUUUGAGGCGUAAACCGACGGCUGCGAACGUCGCGCGGAUUAUUAUCGAGUGGUAGUUACAUGAUGGGAUAUUUAUACAACUGCUCCAAUCACCUAUAGCGAAAAAACGACAGCCAAGAUGUCGCCCCCACUGUCGGCGCACCAGCGCUGGCGCCGCGAGGCCGAAGAGCUCACCGAGAAGACGCCCACCGCCGCCAACGCUACCGUCUCAAACAUGACCACCCCGACACCAGGAGUGUCCGUGAGCCCAAAUGCUACAGAGGGCCCGCCCACAACAACUACCACACAAGAAUCGAUAGCAGAGAAGACGGCUGAAAUUGCUCACAAGAUGAAUAUGGAAACGUGGCAAUUAGUCGCCAUUCUUGUGGGGGUAGCUGUUGUUGUGUUGGGGAUUUGCUUCUGUUGCAUUCGGCGAUGUUUCCGCAAGAGACGUUCCAAGGAUGGCAAAAAGGGGAUGAAAGGGGUCGACUUCAAGUCCGUCCAGCUUUUAGGCUCAGCAUACAAAGAAAAGGUUCAGCCGGAUAUGGAGGAGCUCACGGAGAAUGCUGAGGAACCAGACGACGGAGAAGACAAGAAAGAGGAACAGAAGCUAGGAAAGGUCCAGUACAAGCUGGAAUAUGACUUUAAUAGCAACAGUCUGUCAGUAACUGUCAUCCAAGCUGAAGACCUCCCGGCUUUGGACAUGGGUGGAACGUCAGAUCCUUAUGUAAAAGUGUACCUACUGCCGGAUAAGAAGAAGAAGUUUGAAACCAAAGUACACCGAAAAACUCUGAGCCCUGUUUUCAACGAAACUUUUGUAUUUAAGAACGUACCAUACGCAGAUGCGAUGAACAAAACUCUAGUGUUUGCGAUAUUCGACUUUGACCGAUUCUCCAAACACGAUCAGAUCGGCGAAGUGAAGGUGCCCCUGUGCCAAGUUGAUCUGGCACAAACGAUUGAAGAAUGGCGUGAACUCCAAAGUGUUGAAGGCGAGGGAGGCCAGGAUAACAAGCUUGGAGACAUAUGUUUCUCCUUGCGUUAUGUACCAACUGCUGGAAAAUUGACCGUCGUUAUUUUGGAGGCAAAGAAUCUGAAGAAAAUGGACGUCGGUGGCUUGUCAGAUCCGUACGUAAAGAUCGCACUCAUGCAAAAUGGAAAACGUCUCAAGAAGAAGAAAACGAGCAUCAAGAAAUGCACACUGAAUCCAUAUUACAACGAGUCAUUUACUUUUGAAGUACCAUUCGAACAAAUACAGAAGGUGAAUCUAGUGGUAACAGUGGUGGAUUACGAUCGCAUCGGCACUUCGGAGCCAAUCGGGAAAGUGGUUCUGGGCUACAACGCGUCAGGAACGGAACUACGUCACUGGUCGGACAUGCUGGCUAGCCCGCGACGCCCGAUCGCGCAGUGGCACACACUCAAAGAUCCCGAAGAUGGAGAAAAGAAAGAUUAAGCAAGAAAAGAAAGAAAGACAUCAAGCAAUGGUGGAUCGGCAAAGAAGAGGAAAUCGCCUUAUUCAACAAUCCACUUCAGAUAACUUUCAAGCAUUGAAACUGAAGACUUAGAUUUACAAUUAUUAUUUAACUAACAUUUGAAAGUUUCUUUGACAUUUUUUUUCCAUUCAUCCAUGGGUUAUAUAAAAUCAUUAUUUCAUGCAAAGAUAUCUAUUAUUGUUAUUUGUAAACUGAUAAAUUCUUUAUCAUUAACUUAUAAUUGAAUAUCUGUUUUUUUUUUCUUUCUAAAUUUUAAGCGAACCAUUUUUUCUAUAAAUAUUAUUUAAUUCGUCCAUUCAUUCAUCAAUAUAUUGGGCUAUGUGUACAAAAUACUUAUUUUUAGAAGAUAAGCCAUUCAUUUAGACCAUCUAAAAUUUUAUACAGUAAUUAUGUUUCAUGAAAUAAAUUUUUACAAUAGGUUACCUAAGGUACAAGAAGUACAUUAAGUAACUAGAUAUUUAAAUCUCUACUAUUAUUAUUGUAUCGGAGCUAUGUAAAUAAGUUGUAUCCUGUUAAAAUUAUUACAUUCUAUUUUAAUACCAAAUAAGUGUUAUUAAAAUUUUAAGUACUUAUAUUAUUAUAUUAGAUUCCUCUAAAGAAGGACAGUUCUGUAGGUAUGAUGUAGAUAUAAAGCUUCAUGUUUGUUUUAACAGAAUCUAGGGGGUUAUUUAGACACUUACCUUCUUUGGAGGAAAAAUUGGCCUAUUGAGGUGAUGCCUCUACCCAGUUUAUUUUAAAACAUGACAUUCAUAAAUUUGCUCUUUAUGACCACCGACUUAGAGAUCCAAAUGUAAAAAACACACUUUUAAAUUUGCUUUGAAAAAUACAAAAAAAGCAAUUAACAAGUGUUGCCACAGAUACUUAAUUUUGUUAUUAUAUUGCUUUAAGACAUUUGCAACUUUUGUUUGUAUGUGUGAUGAGCAUUUAGCUACUUAAUUUCCUCAUUUAAAUGUUUAACUUAGGUGUAGACAAAUACCUAUGUAUUACAGAAAAAAAUAUUGUAAUAUACCUACAUGAUAGUAAAUAAUAAAUUAUAUUACACAAUAUUCAUAGAAUUUGUAUUAUCCUGUUGCUAGGUUUGCUCCAACAAAUUUCAGUAACCUUAUAGGGAUUUCAUCUGAACUUUUAGCCCAACUUUUGACAUUAUAUAAAUAUGAAUUAUAUUUUUCCCUCAAUUUACUAAAUAAAAUUCAUUAAAUCUCACAAAAGUCAUUAACUUUAUAUUACACAUAAUUAGUCUAGACUAGAGCUGUGCAUGAUGUCAAAAAUGUAGAUAUGGAUAAUAGACAUUCAAAUGCAAUUAUAUUUUUCCUGAUUUUGUUGUUAUUGAAAUCUCCACAAUUGAAUUAAAUAUUUUAAUUUAUAAUUAUUAGAGAAAGAAUAUACAUGGAAAGCCUUUAAGAGUAUCUGCAGAAAGGGAAUUAAAUUAUUUGGCACAACUCUAAUCUUGAUUACUUGUCUUCAAUGAGGUUAGUAAUAAGCAAAUAAUCCUUAUAAUUUUGGUGUGAGAAAUAUAUUAUACUAUACGUACUUAGCUAAUGCUUGACUGUUGUUGAUCUCAAAAGUGUAUGUUACUGUGUAUAUAAUGUAAUCACAUGUUAAAUUUCACAAUCACAUAUAGGAUUAGAUAUAACGAAGGCAGGCUUCAAGAGUAUAAAAGUGCACCAUCACGAAAAUAUGUAGACUUGUGGUUCAAAUACUGUAUUUACUAAUAAAAUUAAUUAUGUGAAUAUUAUGUACCUAUAGUUUGUACUUUAAGUAAAAUUCUACAGAUUCAUGGUUAAUGAAACCUAUGACAGGCUAGAGCCUAUGCCAUUAUUUUCAAUAUUAAUUUUAAAUUCUAUAAUUUUCUUUUCUACUGCAAUUACUGAAAUAAUCAUCUUGCACUUUUUCCAGGACUUGAAAAUUAUUUUGAUAUUUUGAAAGACAAGGUGUGACAUUUUGACUUACUAAUUCUGCAAGCUAUAUCUUAGGCCCUUGCAGUUAAAGGUUUAUUUGAGGCUAUUGAAAAGCUCCUAAUUAAGUAAGUACUGUGUAUGGGUUAGAAGCAAGUGGGGCAAUUUAUUUUAUUAAAUUUUGAAUAUUUAAUUAUAUAUUACAUACCACUAAUCAUGAGUCUGUUGGAAUCAUUUACAAGUAAAAAAUUGGACCUUGCUUGACAGUCGAGCAAAUGUAGUAGGUACUUUUUGACAAUAUGAAUAUUCAAAACAUUUAAAUAAUAUAUAUUAAAUAGUAUCUUGUAAUUUUAAGUAGACAAUGUUAAUCAGUUUGCUGUCGUUUUUAAACAUGUAAACUUUUCUCUUUCCUAAUAUGUUCAAAUAAUUAAUUCAUAAUGUUAUUGAACAAAAAUUUAAGCCAUUAAAUAUAAUAAUAAUGACAUAAUUGGGCUGAAACAAUACCUUGAAAUUGAGAGUGCAACAUUAUUCUAGUAAUUUUCAACUAGGCAAAACAAAAAAAUAAUACAAAUGAAUAUAAUUCUCUUCUAGGUGAGUCUUCUCAGCUAGUUACAAGUGAAAACUAAGAGUGAUUUUUUUGUAUGCAUUAUAUUCUAUAGGAUAGGUUAGGUAUUGUUUUAAAUGAUGCUAUUUUGCUUUAAUAAUAUAUUUCAAUAUUUAUUAAAUAUAAACAAAUGAAAAUACCAUCAUAAUAUUUAUAUGUAAAUGUACAUAAUAAUAUAAACCAAAGAUCAUAAAACAAAAUAAUCAUAUCACUCGCCUGUUAAACAAACCUAACUAAUCUGAUAAAGUUUUGUUGAAAAUUAUUUUAAAAAUAGACAUCGUUUAGUAAACUGUUAUUAUUUAAUCUAGUUUAAAAACAAUAAUGUAUUAUGUGAAUCGUAACAAAUAUAAUACAAGAUGACAUAGA
Molecule: messenger RNA, 4380 nt
Organism: Bicyclus anynana (squinting bush brown)
Lineage: Eukaryota; Metazoa; Arthropoda; Insecta; Lepidoptera; Nymphalidae
Gene: Syti
Product: synaptotagmin 1
Exons: 11
Coding region: 165-1475 (436 amino acids)
Biological process (GO): synaptic vesicle endocytosis; cellular response to calcium ion; calcium ion-regulated exocytosis of neurotransmitter
Cellular component (GO): dense core granule; axon; synaptic vesicle membrane
Molecular function (GO): syntaxin binding; calcium ion binding; calcium-dependent phospholipid binding
Source: RefSeq, a predicted model, not a curated record